CUUACUUCCGGUUACUGUACUACAUACACACUCAAGAAUUCUGUCUUCAAGUUGAUGUGCAAAAUCUUACCGUGCGCUUAAGAAAAUAUUGUCAAGUGUUGUUUCUUGUAGUGUAAUGUCUACGGAUAAUCGCCAUGGAGGGCGGAACUGGAGUCUACUACCAAGCAAUGCCUGCUGUGGGACCAGAUGGGAAAAAUGUCAUGAAGUUGAUUCCUGUCCAGAAAGUGAAUGGACAGUUUUUUCAAACAAUGUUUAAUACAGAAAUGGACAAUGUGGAAUUACAAGUUAAAGGCCACCCUAAGCCUGUUUAUCCAUCUGUUGCCUCUUCAUCUCAGUCACAGACUAGACUCCCUUCCCUACAGCCCAUAGCAGACGGACGAUAUGUCCUAAAAACCUCGCCGCAGCUUAGUACUUUAUUUAAUUCCCCCAAAGUUCAACACAAUGGAACUAAAAUAUUACAUGGAAUUCUUAAGCCAUUGCAUCCUCCUCUUGCAAAACCCACAGUUCAUCAAAGUGCCCUACAAAACAAACCCACAGUUCCUCAAAGUGCGCUACAAUAUGCGCUACAAAGCAAACCCACAGUUCCUCAAAGUGCCCUACAGAAUGCGCUACAGAACAAUCCCACAGUUACUCAAAGUGUGCUACAGAAUGUGCUACAAAACAAACCCACAGUUUAUCAAAGUGCCCUACAGAAUGCACUUCAAAACAAACCCACAGUUUAUCAAAAUGCGCUACAAAACAAUGGACACACAAUGCCAGUGGUCCAGACACUACCGGUUACUGUGAAGUCACCUGUUUUACCAAAUGGACAUUGCCUUCAGAUCCCUCCCUAUGCACAAGUUAGGACACUCCCAGCCUCUGCACUCCCACAGUCCAUCAAAAGCCAGAUAUUGAACUCUGUGAGCAUCACCCCUACCAAUGCAAAAGUUCAACCAACUUUUCUUAUGGUGUCCCCUGUGAAUUCAGUAAAGCUAAACUCUGACCAACAAGUGUUCUCUGUUACAAAACCAAGUCAAGUACAAAAGACUUUGUCUCAACAUCUGCCUUCAAACACUGGAACAAGCUCACCUCUGUCUUCCCUAUUAAGUUCUAAAAUUAGUGAAGAGCAAAGCCGUCCUAUUAAAUGGAUAGUCCAGGAGGAGAUGGGUGCAUCUGGUCCUUGCCUCGUACCUGCGUCAUCACCACAAAUGAACCCCAUCACUAUAAAAUCAGUCAAGCAUGUAGAAUCAGUCUCCAGUUCUAGUGAGGUUGUAUCAAGCAAACCCACCCCUGCUCAGAUCGGCCAAGAAAAGAUCACGCAAGGUAAAGACAACGCCCUUGUCAUGUGCAAUGGGAAAGUGUACUUCGUGGCCAAGAAAAAUUCAGAGAUCGCCAAGGAUGUGAUGGUCAGUGAAGGUGGGAGAAAAGGGUAUCUUUGCAUCUCUCCAGCCCUACCCGCCAGCUCUGCAUUGGGAUCAAACUCUUCAAAAGCAACAAUAGAUCAGGACCCAAAAAGGAAAGUAAGUGAAAUCAUUGAUCUCUGUGACGAUGAGGAGGAGAGUUCCACAAGCCUGGGAGGUGCGUCUGGAAAUUUGCCCACACAAAGUCAAACAGAGGUGGACGAGAGCAAUGAGGACUCCAACGUAAUAUUUGUAUCAUAUAUUCCACCAAAGUCAGAAACCACUGCUAGUGAGAAAGGCACAAAUUGUGCUUCUCGGAAUGAAAGGAAAGAUGUAGCACCUCCGGAAAUGGAAAUAAAUGAGAAAUCUGCUACUCAAAGUGAAAGGGAAGAAACAACGCAUGCAGGGAUGGAAAUUGAUGGAGUUCAAGAAAAUACUGCUGCCAGACAGAAUAAUGCUCUGAUGGAUAUACAGGUGCAGGUCAAUGUAUCUGCACCAGCUGAGAGGAACGCGAGUUCUCUUUUAGAAAAUGUGAAUACGGAGGAAGAAGAGCAAUUAGAAAGGGGAAUUCCACCAAUUACCACGGAUAUACCAAAUGGUGAUGAUGCAGCUGUUGGUGAAACUGUCAAUACCAGAGAUGAUGUGUUGGGAGAUUUUCAUUACGUCUGUGUUCCAGCCACUGAUAACACAGAAAAGACUUUUGGAAAUCUAGCUCCUGAUCAGAAGACUCAGGAAAAGAGUGACUGCCAGCUGAGAAAAGAAUUUGGUAUCACCUCUGAUGUACAGAUUUGUGUGGAAAAAAUAAGAGAAACUGAAAAGCAAGAUCGACAAGCAGAGAAGCUAAUCAUAAAUAAACGGACUUUAGACGGCCUGCGUAAAGUGAUUCAGGAGUCACAGCUACAGUCAAAAAUCCAGAAGAUAAUGCAGGUGACUCACAAAAAUACAGAGGACGAUGAAGGCCUGAAAGAAGUUAAAAGAAAAAAGCUGGAGCAAGAUGGAGAGGAUGUACCUCAAGAUAAUCCGUCUCUCAUCACUACAAAUGUUUCAUCUCCCUCCAAACGCAACAUUAAUAACUCAGUUUUUCCCAUGGAAAACAGUUUGAUCUUACAGACUUGUCAAGAAGAUGUUUGUUCAUCUAGUUAUAAUACUGACAAAAUAGCAGUAUCUACAGUUAGUAAGGUUCAUAUGCAGUCUGAAACAUCCACAGAUUUGACUUCUGACACAUGUUGUCUUACUCCAUCGUCUGAACCAAAUGUAACAAGGACUAGCACCCAUACCAUCCCACAUUCUUCUGCAUUAAGGAAGGCAUCACCACGCUCGAAGAAAAGCAAGAUGUGCACAGCCUGUCCCUGUGGGACUGUGUUAGGGGUUACAGCGACCUCAUCAUCACUCCAAUCACAAGAGACGCAACCCGUUGUUGUUGAGUCAAACAAAGGUACAAGAACAACCUGCUGCAUUAAAACACCUGGGGAGAGUCCUCAACCAAUAGGAGAUCACAGUACUGGUAAGAAAGCGAAGAAGCAGCGUUCAUCACGUAAAAAGAAAUCUCCAUCAACAAAGACUAUUAGUAAAAUAUCCCACCGCAACGCUUCUCCUGAUAGUUUACUGAAUGUUACAACAUCGAUGAACGCUGCUUCUUUAUCUGGCCUGCAGGAGAGCGACAAAGCGAUUUCUCCGUCCUCAAAUGAAACAGAAUGCAAUAUUUCACCCAGCAGCCACACAGAGGAUCACAGCUCAGAGCAAGACGCCAGCCAGGUACAAAUAAUAUCAAAUGAAACCGGCAUGCCAUCUUCUAGUGAACAGCAUGAAUCUAUAGUAAAUACAUUUACAACCCAAGACUUGUACUCUGUGGAAGUGCUGGAUGCUGAGGAAAUUAAACGACAAGAGAGAAUCAAACGGUUAAAGGAUCUUCUGAAAGAGAAGGAAGCGGCGCUGGAGAGAAUGAGACAAAGUAUGAACUUUUAGUCAUGUCUGUUUUUGUUUCAAAGACUCAGACUGUACACUGCAUUACCGUCAUCUGAUGACUGAAUAUUAAUUGGCAAUAAUGCCAUCACGUAUAGAAGAAGAAGAAGUGUAUAUAGUUGCACAGUAUCUAAUUUCCUAUUAACAUUUUCUCUUUUUAAUACAUUUAUGAGAUUGCAUUGUCAUAUUUUAUUACAUUUUUGAGUACUUAAGUGCGUUAAGUGUUUGUCUUAUUUUAACCUGUUGGCUGUAUUUUUAAGUAGUUUUAGAUGAGAUCUGUCAUCUUUAUGAUUGUAUGGUUUUUAUUUGCAUUUAUAAAUACUGUGUUAAUAUGUUUCUUCUGUAGUUUACAAUGAAGUACUAAAGCCUACUUAAUAAGCUCAAUAAAUAAAAAUCAAUCAAUUGUUUUUGUGCUAGGCCCUCAGAAUUUUUUUCCUGUUUUCUGUAUGUUGUGAAUUUUAUUACAACUGCUAACCUUAUAUAUGUUUUCAAAUAAUUUAGCUUAUAUUGAGAUGCUGUGGUUCCACCUUUUUAUAUCUAUUCUCUGGACAAGUUUAAUGCAAUAAAA
Molecule: messenger RNA, 3909 nt
Organism: Paramisgurnus dabryanus
Lineage: Eukaryota; Metazoa; Chordata; Actinopteri; Cypriniformes; Cobitidae
Gene: lrif1
Product: ligand dependent nuclear receptor interacting factor 1
Biological process (GO): regulation of DNA-templated transcription
Molecular function (GO): nuclear retinoic acid receptor binding
Source: RefSeq, a predicted model, not a curated record